UCCGGUUACACACUCUCGUGAAGAUGCCAGGAAUCACCGUCAAGGACGUCGAUCAAGACAAAGUUGUUCAGGGCGUUGCCCUGUUCCUGAAAAAAUCCGGUAAGCUAAAGGUACCGGAUUACAUCGACCUGAUCAAAACGGCCAAGUACAAGGAGCUGGCUCCCACCGAUCCGGAUUGGUUCUACGUACGCUGCGCGUCGAUUUUGCGCCGAUUGUACCACCAAAGCCCGUCGGGAGUUGGUUCGAUCACCCGCAUCUACGGUGGCCGAAAGCGUAACGGUGUUCGCCCAUCGCAUUUUUGCCGUGCUGACGGCAGUGCAGCUCGCAAGGCCGUUCAGGCUUUGGAACAGAUUAAGCUGAUCGAAAAGCAUCCCGAUGGUGGACGUAAGCUGACCAGCCAGGGACAGCGGGAUCUCGAUCGUAUCGCUGCACAGAUUGUCAGCAAACAGCGAGCUGCACUGAAGAAGGAGGCGGCAACAAUCGUGUUGACGUAGGUGUUUUCAUCAGUUAAUGAACGAUGUGAAAAUAUAAGUUAAUGAUUGAAAGG
Molecule: messenger RNA, 547 nt
Organism: Sabethes cyaneus
Lineage: Eukaryota; Metazoa; Arthropoda; Insecta; Diptera; Culicidae
Gene: RpS19a
Product: 40S ribosomal protein S19a
Exons: 3
Coding region: 24-494 (156 amino acids)
Biological process (GO): translation; ribosomal small subunit assembly
Cellular component (GO): ribosome; cytosolic small ribosomal subunit
Molecular function (GO): structural constituent of ribosome; RNA binding
Source: RefSeq, a predicted model, not a curated record